AUGUCUAAACGCGCCCUUCGCCCCCGGGCGGAUGUCUGCCACCUCUGUGAUUUCCUCAUAGCUCGAAGGACAUUACGCAGGACACCAAUCCGCACCCAGCGGUCUAUCAACACGACCCGCCUCUUCUCCAGUAGCCGGACAAACUUCCUCUCACCAGCUGCGAUCCGCACUUCAAAUAAAUCUUAUAAGCCAAAUCGUACGGCGCACAUACCUGUGGCAAAUCUGUCACGGGACGAAGGAGGGGAAUGGAUGCAAGAUGUGGAAGCGUCAUGUAAUGCCUUGCUCUCCCAGGAGAAAAUACCCUCUGAGGAGGAAACAACACGGGUUUUAGCACAAUGCGAAGCUCUCGCAACCCUCAUUAUGGUUGAACCGACAGAACCCAUUUCGGAUAGGAAAGACCGUGCUGGAUCCGCCCUCCUCGACCUAGAUGAUCCGAGUGGAAGCAAAACACGACGAGGACGUGAAGUCCAGCUCAUGGAGCAAGACUUAUCGAAGCUCGUGUAUUCCAUUAUUACACAUCCUCCGGUCUUUAUAACCCCAAAGGUCCUUGAUCUAUACGUGAAGAUCCAGGAAAUUUUGAAAGACCCUCAGACGCUGCCCGAAGCCUUCCGUCUUUAUGCCAAUAAGCCCUUACCGGUGGAAGGCUCGUCACCCAUACGAUACACAAAGCAAAACCCAGACAAAGUUGCAAAUGCUAUACCUCAGGCUGUUGCUGAUCGUGCACUUCAAGUUGCCGUCGACGCGAAAGACUUAACGGCUGCAAUCGAUAUCAUUGAUUUCUCAUACGCCACUAAAGCUUUUCGCCGAGCCAAAUUUGUACGGUUAGGUCUCGUUCCCUCCGUCGGUCUAACAGUCGCACCUGUUGCAGCUUACGGCCUUGCAUCACAACUAGCACUUCUUCAGACGACUAUGGAGACUGGAAUGGCCACCAAUGUUGCCUUCGCCGGUAUGGUUGCCUAUGUGGGAUUCACAGCUACGAUUGGUAUUGUAGCCCUGACAACUGCAAAUGAUCAAAUGGACCGCGUAACUUGGGCACCAGGGCUGCCGCUAAGGCAGCGGUGGAUUCGAGAAGAAGAAAGAGCUGCAUUUGACAAAGUUGCGGGUGCCUGGGGAUUCCGGGAACAAUGGAGGCGAGGAGAAGAGGAAGGCAAAGAAUGGGACUUUAUCCGCGAUUGGAUUGGUGUGAGAGGAAUGGUACUUGACCGCACCGAGUUAAUGGAGGGAAUGGAGUGA
Molecule: messenger RNA, 1233 nt
Organism: Venustampulla echinocandica
Lineage: Eukaryota; Fungi; Ascomycota; Leotiomycetes; Helotiales; Pleuroascaceae
Exons: 1
Coding region: 1-1233 (410 amino acids)
Source: RefSeq, a predicted model, not a curated record